AUGGAUAAUUCGGAGGCGAAAUCAAUUAAACAAAUUCAUGACUAUAUGAAAGAAUGCUUAAGUAAACCUUUCAAUGACAACAAUUCGAUAGAACUAUGCGAAAAUGAUAUACCAUCAAUCUAUAGUUCAUUAAAAAAAUAUAUAAUAAGAUUAACAAAUAUAAACAACUUCAUAAGAUGUGAAAAUUAUGUAUUAAAAAAAAAAAAUGAAAAACUCAUUAAAAAUAUUAAAGAACCAAACAUCCCAUAUAUGGGUAAAAAAAACAUGCAUGACAUAUAUAUAAAUAAGAUAAAUAAAUUAAAUAACGAAAAUGAUUUUAUUAAAUAUAAAUUUCAAAAAAUGAUAAGGAAAAAUAUUUCCUUAGAAAGAAACAAUAUUGAAUUAAACAGAAACUUAUUAAAUAAAGACAAUUAUACACAACUUGAGAAUAAUAAAAAGAGAGUAAAACAUAACACAGAGGAAAACAAAAGCAUAGGGGCAUAUAAAGGUUACAGCUCCAAACAUUUAUAUGAACAUACAAAAUGUGAUAAUUCAAUUAUUUUCAAUAAUGAAAAUUAUUUAGAUAAUAUAAAUCCCUUUUCCCUUGAAAAGGAAAUAGAAAAAAUCAUUGAAUGCACAAAUAUAUUACAAGACAUAUUAAAUUUAUUAAAUUAUAAUUUAAAAUAUGAAGAUCCAAUUAUGUUUGCAGAAACUUUAAAAAACAUGAACAUAGAAAAAGAAAAACUAUUGGAACAUAAUUCUUAUUUAAAAAAUAAAAUUUUGGAAAUAGAAACAUUUAUUUUAAAUGAUCCGUUUUUAGGUGAAAAAUUUAAUAAUUUAUAUGAUAUGGUAAAUAUAGAUUUUGAUAAAUCUAUAAAAAAUAAUAUCAAAUUAUAUGAAAAACAAAAUAUGAGAAUAUUAUUUAAAGAAUUAUGUUCAAUGGAAAAUAAAAAUGAUGAUAUAAAAGAUGAAUUAAUCUAUCAAAAAAAACAAUUAGGCAUGUACAAAAUGCAUAUAUCUGAUAUCAAAAAUAUAAUUAAAAAAAAAACAAACAAUUUUUACACCCUCAAUUAUCAUCAAAACAUUGUGUUUAAUGCUUUAAACAAAUUUAAUAAUACAACAUUUGCUUUUAAUAAUUUAGAUUAUUUUAAUUCAUGUGAAAAUGAUGAAAAGUUCAUUUACAACUCUUCCAUAAUUAAAGACAAAUUUAAUUGCACAAAUAAUUUGUCUACAAUUAAAAAUUCAGACUCUUUUACUAUUUUUCAAAUAGAUAAUAAUAAAACUGGUCAUAAUCAUAAAUUGCUAAAUGAGGCUUGGCAAAGAAUUUCACAAUUAAACCAAGAUGUCUCCUAUCUCAAAAAAAAAAAAAAUGAAAAAAAACAGUAUGAAGGAGAAAAGGACAUUCAUGGAGAAGAGGAUGAUUGUAUGGUUAAUGAACUAUACUACAUAAAAAUCAAGGAAUUAAUAAACAAAAGAAAAAUAAAGCUGAAUAAUUUUUUAAAUGACAAAUUAAGCGAAACUAAAUGCGCACAAAAUGAUGCUAGUAAAAUAAAUCAAUGCAAACUAGAUGGUUACAAAUUAAAUAGCGGCAAUUUGAAGAUAGAUUCGAGCAACGAUCCAAACUAUGAAAAUAAUUAUAUCAAUAGCAGAAUUAUUUUAAAAUAUAUGAAAUAUAAGCAAGCAUAUAAUUUUUAUAUACAAAAUAAAAAUUUAUACAAAAAAAAUGUAAACAAAACAAAAUUUAACGAUUUUUUAAAUAAAUACAUAUUGAAUGACGAAUGCCCAAAUUCUUUAAAUUAUAACAAUGAUAUCCAAAAUGAUGGCGUAAAAAAGACAUUUUUUGAAUUACAUAAAAAAAAAAAAAUGGAAAAAAAAAAAAAAAAAAUUUCACCUAGAAAGAAAUCCAACGAACAAAGAGAAAGCAUGUAUGUUGAAAUAGAAAAUAUAGAUUUGGAUGAAAAUAAAAUCAAUUUGUCUCAAGAAAAUAAUUCGUUAAUUUCUAAAAAAAGUGAUAAUAGUAAAUUGUUGUAUGAAAGUGAACAUGUGAAAAAAGACAUCAAAAAUGAAACCCCAAAAAAUAAGACCCCAAAAAAUGAAACACCUAAAAAUGAAACCCCAAAAAAUAAGACACCAAAAAAUGAAACAUCCAAAAAUGAAACUCCAAAAAAUAAGACCCCAAAAAAUGAAACAUCCAAAAAUGAAACUCCAAAAAAUAAGACCCCAAAAAAUGAACCCCCAAAAAAUAAGACCCCAAAAAAUGAAACACCUAAAAAUGAAACCCCAAAAAAUGAAACAUCCAAAAAUGAAACUCCAAAAAAUAAGACCCCAAAAAAUGAAUCCCCCAAAAAUGAACCCCCCAAAAAUGAUUCACGCGUAAAAAAUGAAGACAAUUCUAUAAGUUUAAAUAAUUUAAAAAAUGAUAACAACUCUGAAAAUUUUGAUUCAUGUAUAGAAUGUCCAAAAAGGCAUGAUUUAUCUCUAGAAAUUUUAAGAACCAAUAUUAAUAAUCUUACUAAAAAAAAAACAAUUGAAAAUACAAAUAAUGAACAUAUAAAAAAUGGUACCCAUAAAAGAAAUAAUUCCAAUAUCUUGGAAAGUUAUGAAAUAAACAAAAAUAUUUCAUUGUCUAGCAUAAAUAGUAAUGACAAUUUUAACACAACAAAAAAACAAUUAUAUCAAAAUGUGAUAGAUCGUGAACAUUUCCAAAAUUCAAUAGAAUUUGAAUCGACCAAUGAAUCUGAAAAAUUAACAAAUAUAAAAGAAGAAAGUGAAAAAAGCGAAGAAAUCGAAAAAAGCGAAGAAAGCGAAAAAAGCGAAAAAAGCGAAAAAAGUGAAAAAAGUGAAAAAGGUGUCAAUGAUUUGAAAAAGGAAAUAAGUAUUCAAGAAAAUAAAUAUGAUUCUAUAAAUGAAAUUUUUAAUCAAAAUUUAAAACACCAAAAAAGCUCAAUUUUUCUAAAAAAAAAAACAGAUUGUGAUAUCGAAGUUAAGAAAAUUAUAAGUCAGUUAAGUAUAGAAUUUUAUUCAGAUAAAUUAAAUAACUCAAAAGAAUCUGAAGAAAAAGAAAAUCUUAUUUCAAUUAAAAAUAGAUUAGAUUCCCCAAUUUUAGUUAAAGAUGAUCACGAAGAUUAUCCAAAAAUUCCAAAAAGGGUAAGUUUUUCAAGUUCAACAAAAAAUGAUACAAUGGAUAUUCAUGAAAAAAGUAUAGCCGAUUCAAAUAAAGUAAUAAAAAAAAUGAAUACUAAUAAAAUUGACAAAAAUUUUCAAAUUGACAAUUCUGAAAACGAUGAUAAUAAAAUAGGUGAACCUAGUGUUGAGGAAAUUGAAAAGACAGAGAUAAAGGAAACAAUUUCAUAUGAAAAUUCCCUCCAAGUUAAUAAUUUCGAAAAAAAGAAAUCUUCUGAUAUAUGUAACACGGAUGAUUUUGAUAUAAAUAGAUCGAUCAGUGGAUACUCGGAUCCAGACUUAUUUGACAAUAAAAAAUAUUCAAAUAUUAAGAUUGAAUUAUUUAGAGAUAUCAUAUAUAAAUAUGAUAAAAAUGUGUACGAAUUUUUUAUGAAGUUAAUAUUACAUAGUAAUACCGAUUUAGUAGGAACAUUUAAAAACAAAAUAUUUAAUGCUCAAAUUGCGUCUGAAAAUGUAUUAGAUUAUAUUGUUAGUAAUUACACAAAAAAUGAAAACCGGGGUAAUAAUAUAAAUAUCAAUAAAAAUACAAAAAUAAAAGAAACUGAAAAAGUCAUAGAUUUAUUAGGAAAAAACGACUGCAAAUUAAUCAAUGAAUAUAUAUGUAACAAUGGCACGAGUACAUCUUUACGAACUUUGUACCAUAAAAUACAUUUUAUAACGAAGGAGAAUUAUAAAGAGUUUAAAGAUAGGUUGUUAGAAUGUGGUGUAAUUAAUUUAAUAAAUUUAUUUUUGGAUGAAGAUAUAAAUCAUUUUGAUAAAAUAUUUUCUGUGUCUUUUGUUAAUUUUGGUGACACACUUGGUAUAUCGAGAGAUACAUGUAUAUUUCAUUUUAAUAAUAUGGAUAAAAAUCAUAAAGAAAAGGGAUAUAUUUAUUUGAAACAUAUACUUGAUUAUUUAAAUAUAGAAAAUGAAAUAAAAGAAGAAUACCACAAAUAUAAUUUUAUAUCCGUAAAAAACAAAAACUGCAUAUACAUAAAUAUUAAUGAAAAUUAUGCUAAUUUAUAUGAGUUUUUUAAUACAAUAAUAAAGAAAAAUAAUUUAUAUAUAACUUUGAAUGAGUUUGUUUAUUUUUUUUCUCAAGAUGAAAAAUUGAAAAAAUAUAAUUUUAGAAAAAAAGAUGUGAUUGAGUUGUAUUAUUCUAUCCUGUUUUAUGCAUACUAUAAUAAUAAAAAUAAAAAACUUUUGAAUAUUUUACAAUCUUUAGAUAACCCUAAAAAUGAUGGCAUAAAUACUGUUUCUAAUAAUAAUGUGGUUGAAAAAGAAACUGACAAUAAAAAAGAAUUAGAUAAAAAUGAAGAUGAAAAUAAUGAAUAUAAUUUGCAUCUAUAUAAAGGAUAUUUCACCCUAAAUGAUUUCAACUUUGUGGUUGAAUUAAAAGAUCUUUAUUCAUAUUUUGAAGGGUCGGAGUGUCCAUAUACAAAAAUAAAAAGAAGAAUAAUAGAAAUUUAUGGAACUUUAAAAAAUGGGGUGCUAAUAAAUAGUGAAAUGUGUAAUAAUAAUGAUGAUGAUGACAAUUUGGAAAAUAGUGAUGCAGAUUUAAAAGAUUUAGGAAUUGAGUUAAAUGAAGAUUCAUUUAAAAUAUUUAUGAAAGAAAAAUAUAAAUAUAUGCAUCACUCUAAAUUAUCAUUAUAUAGAAAAAAAACAGACUCCAAUAAAAUAGUGCAAAAAAUAAAUAAGAAAACAUUUAUGUGUUUAAUGUAUAAUAUAGGUAUACAUAUGAAUCAUUGCUUAAUUUUGUGGAAUAACUUUAUACAAUUUUUAGAAGGAGAUUUAUUAGAUUAUAAAAUACUCUCUGCUUUUUUAAAUGGAGAAAUUAAUAUAUCCAAUAACGGAACUGAACAAGAUAUCAAUUAUAUAAAAAACAAAAUAAUGAAUAAUAAUAUAGAAGUUGAAGAAUUUUCUAGAAAUAACAAACACAGGUUAGAUGGUACUAUAUGUUCACGUUUAUUUAAAAAUACUCAAAAACUAUAUUCUACUCAUACAUUGACUUUUGAUGAAAUUGAAGUCCUUUCAAAGGUGUUGACAAAUGUUCAUCCAUUUAAAUAUUUAGAUAAAAAUGAAAAAAAACAGUUUAUAAACAAUUUGAAAAAACAUUGUUACAAAAAGGGGCACAUCUUUGAGUCUAUAAAAAAAGAGGGAAAUGUUAAAAAUAAUGAAAAAGUUUGUAAUAAGGAAAAAAAAAAUAGCGAAAAUUAUAUGGAUACAGAAAUUAUUAUUCUCUUAAACGGUAUACUGAAAAACACCAAAGAAAAUAAUUCUUUUAUAAAUAGUGUUAAUGUAAUCGAAAAAUACAACUUAAAGUUUUACACUGCCCAUACAAAUGUUGCUAUAGUAGAAAUAAACGGCAAUAUUUAUACUGAGGAUUUUAUUAAUUUGGUUAACAACAAAAAAGAAAUAUCUAAUGAAUUUAUGAAUAUUGUUGAUAAUGUACCUAUAUUUAAAAACUUUACAUACGAUUUAAAAAAUUAUAUAUCUAUGAAUAUUAAAAAAUGUGAAUAUCAAAAUAAACAAUUUAUAAUAAGACAACAUGAUGAUCCUUUGGAUUUUUAUAUAUUAAAAGAUGGGGAGGUUAAUAUUUAUUAUAAUAAUGCAGAUAAUGUUAUAAACACGUUAUCAGCAUAUUCAUUUUUUGGAGAAAUAUCCAUAAUAUUUAAUAUGUUGAGAACAUGUAACGUUGCUGUUAAAUCAGAUAAAGCUAUUUGCUAUUCUAUUUCUAGUGAAUAUUUUCUAUCUUUGUUAAAUAAAGAUAUAGUCAAAGAAUUUAUAAUGCAUUCUCAAAUUAAUUAUAAUGAAGAAAGCUUAAAUAAUGCUAUCAUGACAUAUAUGAAUAAUCAAAUACAGAAUAAUUCAAAUAAUAUAAAAGACACAAACAUAUCAAUAGCCCGUUUAAAUAUGGCACCUAAUACAUCUGUAAAUACAAGUAUGAGUAACAGUUGGAAAAACAUUAGUCGUGAUCAUAUAAGUAAUUUAACAUCCUCUACGACUUUAUCAUUAGAUAACAUUAUGUUAGAUACAGAAUACAUAGAUAAUAAAAAAUAUAUCCGUUCUUUUUACAGUGAUUUAGACAAAAUACUUUUAAAUAAUUUUAAUACUGAGCAAAAAUAUUUGAUUGAAGAAAUGGAAACAAAUUUAAUGAGAGUAAAAGUUUUUAAAAAAAUAUUUAGUAAAAUGGAAAAAAAAGAUCAAUUUGUAAAAAAUUUAAAAUAUGAAAAAUGUCCCAAAGGAAAGCAUUUAAUAUUAGAAGGAGAUAAAUGUGAAAAGUUUUAUUUUAUUAAACAAGGUGUAGUUUCAAUACGUCAAUUUAAUCAAUAUAAAAAUAUGUAUGAUGAAAUAACUACUUUUAAAGAUAAUCAAUAUUUUGGUCAUCAAUUAAUUUUGAGCAAAGUUCCAUCUAUUUUUAUUGUAGUAACUGUAUGUAAUACCGAAUUAUAUACAAUAGAUGCAAAUUUGUAUAUACAGUUUUUAUCCCCUUUUAUUGGAAUACUUGGCAAAUCAAAAGAUAUAAAUGAACUAGAUAUUUUAACAGAAAGUAUAAAUAAUGAUGCUAAAAUACAAAAAAAAGAUGGAGACUUUAUAACAAAAGCUAUACAUUUUUUAAAAAAAAUAAAUAUUAUUAAUAAAUUAAAUGAUGAUGAAUUAUAUAAUAGUGCUAAAAAUAUUCAAUUUAAAUUUUUUAAAAAAGGAAAAGUUAUUAUAAAAUAUCAAGACGAACCUGAUUUUUUUUAUAUAAUUAAAAAGGGGAUUGUUUCGGUAAAAACGGAUAAUGGAAAAAAGAGUAUAUCCAAUGAAAGUAGCUUAAAUUUGAAUAGCAAUAUAGAUUCUGAUAAAACAAAUGCUACUGAAUCACAAAAUGAAGAAGAACAUAAUAUGACCAAAUCUGUAUAUUUGCACAAAUAUGAAUAUUUCGGAGAAUUGUCUAUCAUAAAUAAUCAACUAAGAACAGCUACAUGUGAAGCGUAUACAAAUUGUUUCUUAUUAGCUAUAGACAAAAUAUCUUUCAAAAAUUAUUUUAAUAAUAUAUUUAACGAGCUAUUACAAGAAGCAGAAAUAAAGUAUACAAAAAAUUAUUCUUUACCUCCAUGGCUAAAAACUAUAUAUGGUAAUGAAAAUAACUAUGAUAAUAUAAAAUCUUUUAUAUCUAUAAACUUGCCUAAAUUAGAUAGUUCACUAAGUAGUUUAUCAGAUAGAAGUAGCGAAGAAUUCGAAUUUGAAAAAGAUAUAAAAAAGAAAAUUAAAAAAGCGAAAAAAAAAGAGAAGGAAAUAAAAAAUAAAAAAACGAAUAAGAAUAGAAACGACAAAACGUCAGAAAAAGACAAAGUAAAUACUAAAAGACAAAAUAAUAAUGAAAAUUCAAAUAAAAAAAAAAUUAAUAAAUCAACGAAUGAUGCAUCACAUUCAAAAAGCAAUUCAAGUUUACUCAGUUUAAGUAUAGAAAAUGUUGAUCAAAAAAUAAAAGAGAUUGAGAAGGAGAAAGACAAAAAAUUAGAAGAAAUGAAAUUAAAAGAAUUGAAAGUCUUCGAAAAAAUCAAAUUAAGGGAUGAGAAAAAAGUCGAAAGAAUAAUGAAACAAAAAAAUAAAAAAAAACAUAAAAAAAACGAUGUGGUUAAAUUAGGUGAUAAUAUUGAGAAAAAAAAUGAAAAAAUUAAUAAGAAAAAGAAUGAUCAUCUUGCAAAAAAAAAAGGUACGAAAGUCGAAAAUAGCCAAAUUAGUGAAAAGGUAAAUUUAAAUGAUGAAAAUAAUUCAACAACCCUUAUAAAAGUUAAUGUGUUGAAAGAAACAGACAAUGAAAAAAAAAAAAUAAAAAAUAAUAAUAAUGCAGAGAAAAAACAUAUUUUACAGACUAACCAAGUAGAACAAAAAGAAGGAAAAAAUAAAUUAACACCCUUAAUUUCUCCUAAAAAAUCAUCAAGCAUUUUGAAAAUUAGAACAAACUCAUCCAGCUCAACUGAUUUAGAUGUAAAAGACUUAAUACAAAAAUUAACAAAUUAUAUAGAGUCAGAAUAUAGUUCAAUUUAUCAAUUUUAUGAAAGUAUAGACAAAUUUAAUAGAGGGUAUAUAAAAUAUGAGGAUUUUUUGAAUAGUAUGAAUUCUAUAAAUAUUACAAAUAAAAUAUUUGAUAAAGAGGAAAAAAUAGAAAAUGUUUUUAAGUAUCUUUGUAAUGAUAUGAAUAUAUUAACACCAAAUAAUUUUUAUAUAAGUGUUUAUAAACAUAAAAGUAUAGAUAAGUAUGAACUAAACUUAAGGUUAUGUGAAAUAUAUAGUAAUAGUAUAUUAGGUUUUAAAAAAAACAUUGCAUUAAAAACAGUUGAUGAUGUUAUUAUAAAUUAUGAAGAGUUUGAAAAUGUUUGUAACCAAAUUGGGUUAAUUGAUAAAGAUAAUAUACAAAACAUUUGGAAUGAAAUAAAUAUAAUGAAUGAAGAAAAUAUACCAUUAGACAUUAUUCUAAAUAUAAUUAACGGAGAGUUAGAUGUUGAAGAAUCGUAUGAAAUAUAUAAUAACAAAAAAUCGCUUCUAAAUCAAGUUGUUAAUUUUUUUCAAGGUAAUAAUGCUGAACUUAUAAAAAUGAGUACUAAUGUUAUGGAAUAUAAUAUACUAACUAAUUAUGAAGAUCCUGUAAUUAUUAAUAAAGCACAACAUAAAUCAUAUCCAAAUGAAUGUAAUCAUAUAGUUAAACAACUCGAAUUGGAUCCAAAUUUUAAAAUUUUAACCUUAGAUCAAAGAAAAUAUUUUGCAACAUUAAUGGAUAGAAAAGUGUCAAAUUUUGGAGAUAUAAUAACUAAACAAAAUUCCGAAAAUUCACCAAUUAUAUUAUUAUUUGAAGGAACGGCUAAUCUAAUUACAUAUACCAUAUUUGGUAUAGAAACUGUUGUUCGAGAAAUUAAAAAUGAUGAAAUAUAUGGUUCAUUGGAAGCUAUUGCUGAUUCUCGAUCAGAUUAUGAAGUAAAAAUAAAUUCAAAUAAUGCAAUAAUUUGGAUAUUAAAAAGAGAACAUUAUAAUGAAAAAAUUAAACCUAUGUUAGAAGAAAGACAACAAAAUUGUACCCAUAUUUUACAAGUACUUAAAAAUGUUCCAAUAUUAAGAUAUUUGCCUUUAGAAAUACUUGAUAAUAUUUCGUAUUCUAUGAAAAUUGAAAUUCAUGAACCUAAUCAUACGAUUAUAAAAGAAGGGGAUUAUGAUGAUAAAUUUUAUAUUAUAUGCAAAGGAUUAGCAACUGUUGAUAUACCAUCAAAAUUUAGUUAUAAUAAACUUAUUAUUUCAUCAUUAAAAAAAGCUGAUUAUUUUGGAGAAUUAUCAUUAAUUAACAAUACCGCAAGAACAGCAAAUGUUGUUUUGGAUACUACUUCUAUUUUGUUUUCUCUCGUAUCCUCAGAAUUUAAUAGAUUAUUAAGUCCUUAUUUUGAUAAAUUUACAAAUAGGGCUAAAGCAAAUUAUAAAAAAAUUAAAAUAGAAAAUUCAUUACCCGAUACAGAUAUACAAAUACAUAAUAUCAAUCAAAAUUACCAAAAUCCAUCGAUAUAUAAUAGAAAUAGGAAAACAAAAGUUACUAUACAAGACAGUAACUAUUUGAAAAAUAUUGAAAAUGAUUUGAAACAAAAUAUACCCAAACAAAAUGAACCAUCCAAAUCAAAAAACAUUGACAAUAAAAUUGAUACAUAA
Molecule: messenger RNA, 9819 nt
Organism: Plasmodium yoelii
Lineage: Eukaryota; Apicomplexa; Aconoidasida; Haemosporida; Plasmodiidae
Product: rap guanine nucleotide exchange factor, putative
Exons: 2
Coding region: 1-9819 (3272 amino acids)
Source: RefSeq, a predicted model, not a curated record